AUGAACUCGGAUUCUUUUCCUGAUUAUUAUGAAAUUCUCGAAGUUGAAGACACUGCCACAACCGAGGAAAUUCGUGAUGCGUACAAAAAGAAAGCCCUAGAAACACAUCCAGACAGAUUCGUUUCAGGCUCUAAUGAUUCUGCAAUAAGCCCCACAUUAUCACAAGAAAAGGCAAAGGUUCUUUUUCAGAACAUUGCAGAUGCUUAUUAUGUUCUUAGUGAUGAAACACGAAGGGCACAAUAUGAUCGAGUAAGGGCCUCCAGAAAAAAGAAAAGUGAACCUACAUCGACAUGGCAGGUCAAUCGAACUGACGCAAAUCAAAUCUUUGGUGACGUAUUUGAAGAAUUGUUGAGACCUGAAGUAGAUAACCCGAUGUGGCUUUAUGCUCCAAUUGGUGCGGUUACUGGUGGGAUGUUGGGUUUUAUUUGUGCUAAUGUUCCUGGAUUGGUGUUGGGUGCGUACGCAGGAAAUAAACUGGGUGCAAUUAGAGAUGCCAAAGGUGUAUCCGUAUAUGAUGCUUAUUCAAAAUUAUCUAGUAAUCACAAGGCCGCCAUAUUAGCUGCACUUGCUACAAAAUUA
Messenger RNA from Racocetra persica, 579 nucleotides. The record is from the annotation of a GenBank genome assembly. Lineage: Eukaryota; Fungi; Glomeromycota; Glomeromycetes; Diversisporales; Gigasporaceae.